CUGAGCUGCUUCGGUGGAUUUGACAUCCAAGACGUGUCUCCUGCAAAUGCGACGAGAUGAAAGCUAACGUUGGUUAUCUUUUUAAAAUUCCAGCACCAGCUAUCUUUCCGCUUCCUUAGUUAUCUUUAGACUGGUCUUCCCAGGCAGUGAGUGUGUAUAUUAGUCUGCUAGGAAAGCAUUUGAACUGUGACAGAGACUUCAACUGCAGUGAAAAUGGAUUGAUCCAUGCUGUUGAAGAAGCCAAGAAUGGAUUGAGGUGCGGAAGCUAGCGUUAGCCGGCUAGCCAUGGAGGGAGAUAGAGGAGCCUGUGACUUUGUAUUGUUUGCCCUCUGUUCCGUAAAAUGACUUGAUAUAAGUUACCCACCGUCCAAACCUAUUCAGUCCACGCAUGUAAUUCUUAUUAAAGUGCGCCAGUGCUAUGCUGCGCACACGCCCUGAAUAUGUCAGCUGUCCUGCACAUACCGCAGAUACACAGUUACUGGCUGUCAUUACAUAGAUCCCAUCCUACUCAGAGGCUAGAUUUUUCACUCUGCAGCCAAACACUCAGGAUUGACUGGUCUUUAAUACACUAAACUAAAAUUAGAUCAUUUUAAAGAUUUGAAUGUAGGUUUAUGUGAAACCUCCUUCCACCAAACUAGACUCAGAUUUAACUAGUUUACUUAGAUUUUUACAUUUAUUAGCUGCCACUGAAAAGAUUGAGAUUACACUACACUCUGCAGCCCUGUCAGUGCCAAGUCAAGAUUAGCAGGUGAUUCCUCCUCAGUUGUAUGGGAAACAGUGCUGGUUGUAGCAGGACUGUUGUAGGUCAACCAUGGGAGGUUCGGUGUCUUGCUGCAUCUCUCCCGGAGAGAGUCCCAAGAUCCACAGGAGAGAGGUGGAGCUGGAGGAGUGUCCCAUCACCACCACCGAGGACGUGAGUGAAGACACUGGGACCUACCUGCAGCACAUCAGCGACAGGGAGCUCCCAGACGAACUAGCCCAGGAGGCCAACCCAUCAGACCACCCCAGAGCCAGCACCCUCUUCCUCAACAAGUCACAGACAGACGUGCGUGAGAAAAGGAAAAGCAACUACCUGAAUCAUAUGUCCCCAGGGCUCCUGACGAAAAAGUACAGCUCCUGCUCAACAAUAUUCAUUGACGAUAGCACAGUCAGCCAGCCAAAUCUCAAGAGCACGAUCAAAUGCGUCGCAUUGGCCAUAUACUAUCAUAUAAAAAACAGAGAUUCAAACCGCUCGCUGGAUAUAUUCGAUGAGAAGAAGCACCCUCUAUCGAGAGAAAAGGUUCCAGAUGACUACUCUGUGGUCGACCCGGAACACAAGCUCAUCUACCGCUUCAUAAGGACGCUCUUCAGCUCUGCGCAGCUCACUGCAGAGUGCGCAAUUGUCACCCUGGUGUACCUAGAAAGGCUGCUGACUUACGCUGAGAUGGACAUCUGUCCUUGUAACUGGAAGCGUAUUGUUCUCGGUGCCAUCCUGCUGGCUUCUAAAGUCUGGGACGACCAGGCUGUGUGGAACGUCGACUACUGCCAGAUCCUCAAAGAUAUCACCGUGGAGGACAUGAAUGAGAUGGAGCGUCACUUCCUAGAGCUGCUUCAGUUCAACAUCAAUGUCCCAGCCAGCGUCUAUGCCAAGUAUUACUUUGACCUGCGCUCACUAGCUGACGACAACAACCUCAGUUUCCCGCUUGAGCCGCUCAGCAACAAGCGUGCCCAGAAACUGGAGGCAAUCUCCAGGCUGUGUGAGGACAAGUACAAGGACCUGAGUAAAUCCGCUAUGAGGCGGUCUGUCAGUGCAGACAACCUGGUUGGCGUCAAGAACGCCCAGGCUGUGCUGUCUUAAGUCUGUGACGGCCAUCUUAAAUCUGGUGAGGAGAUGGAAUGACGGGGCUCAGAGUGAAGCCACAGGAUGUGACGCUGUACUCAAGAAUUUCAUCAAGAGACAUUUCCAAAUUAGAUUAAUAUCGCAAAAUGUCAAAUAUCGACUUUGGGGAGGAAUCAAAAAAACAGUUUACCAUACAGUAUCUCUAAAAUAUAAUGAAUCCAGUCUGUAUGUGUUCAUUACAAAGAACUUCAGGUAUCUGCCUUUAAAGCAUGGUAAUAUUUUGCAGACUGUCACGUUUUUAUUUCAAAUUGUCGAUGAACUUUGGAAGGAAGGAAUUAGCAUGAAAAUGCUUCCUGAUGCCACACAAAUUGAGGACCUCAUCAUCUUCUUUUUUUUGUCAUCACUCAGUCUUUUGGGGAGUAUUUUCUCUGGCUUCGGGCCGUCUUCUCUCCACCAGCCGUACCCCACACCCCACACCCCCCAUUCACAUGAUGACAACAGACUGUCUGGAACUACCCUGUGGUGUAGUUCUGCACAUGGACAAAGAGUAGACUUUGUUUUGCUUACUAUGUAGGCUCCUAUAGCUGUGAAAUGUACGAGACUUUAUUUAAUUCCAAAAUAAAUUUCAGUCGCUGUUUAAAGUUGAGGCUGCAUAGGUGGGAAAAUGUGUUGUGGUGUUUUUUUUUUGUUUGUUUGCAAGGACAAAAAGGUGAAAGACCAACCAUGAUGGCCAUGACUAUUAAUUAUGGCUUUACUUUGAUAUGAGAUUGCAUCUAUGAAGUCAUAUUUGUUUUGUUAGAAGGGUCACUGUUCAUUUCCAACAUAAAUCUCAUAGGUUUGUCAAGAAAAGUGGUCAAACAUCACAUAUUUACCUUAACAAUAUAGAGUUAAAGGAUAAUUCCAGUAUAUUUAAAUCUGGCAAUUGUGGCUAGAUGACUCAUGAUAACUUUGCAUGAGCGUGCAAGCUGAGCCACAUGUAGGUUCCUUGGUUAUCAUAAUGACCAUUCCUAUUGGCUACAGCCUGUGUUUACUGUCAGUCAGACUCAGAAACAAGUGCCCCGACGUAGGCUGUUCUGCGCAAGUGCACGUUUCCUCAUUUCUCUACAACAGAGGUGGCGAAUGCAAAGUUAUCAUGAGACAUAGGGUCACAAAAACCACAUUUAUGGAGACCACCAGCUGAACUAUACCAGAAUUAUCCUUUACGUUGAAUUUAAAAGUUACUAUUACUGUGUAUCUCCAGUGACUUUUUAUAUUACAUAUGCAUCUGAUUUAAAAAUAAAUGCAUUUAUGACUUA
Lates calcarifer (barramundi perch) is the source of this 3114-nucleotide messenger RNA. RefSeq names its product cyclin-Y-like protein 1. The record is from RefSeq and is a predicted model, not a curated record. Gene Ontology annotation, cellular component: plasma membrane. Gene Ontology annotation, biological process: regulation of canonical Wnt signaling pathway; regulation of cyclin-dependent protein serine/threonine kinase activity. The transcript is spliced from 10 exons. Lineage: Eukaryota; Metazoa; Chordata; Actinopteri; Centropomidae. Bases 812 to 1837 code for a protein of 341 amino acids. Gene Ontology annotation, molecular function: protein kinase binding; cyclin-dependent protein serine/threonine kinase activator activity.